Molecule: messenger RNA, 749 nt
Organism: Racocetra persica
Lineage: Eukaryota; Fungi; Glomeromycota; Glomeromycetes; Diversisporales; Gigasporaceae
Source: the annotation of a GenBank genome assembly
AUGAAAACAAACUUUCUAAUUACAAUUCAACUUUGGGUCUUUUUUAUCAGUAUGAUGAUGAUACUUUCACUUUACACUCUCAAUCAUUAACAUAUUUAGCUCAUCAAGUUACUAAUAGUGAAGUUAUUAAUAUUAAACCUAAAAAAAUAAAACUUAGUGAUAAAGGCAGUUUUACUAAGCCUUUUUUUAACUUUUAUAAGUGUCCUAGAGCUCAGCCUGAAGAAAAGACAAUAACCAAAGCCAAAUAUAUGAUUACCAAAAUAUCACUUGAAAAUAAGUCAAUUGAAGAACUUAAAAAUCCUUCUCAGCAAACAAUAGAAACAGUUUUAUUAAAACCUCAUUCAGCAUCAAAGCAAAAAAAGCUUAUGCAAGAUAUUAUUAAACUUUUUAUUUCCUGUACACUUCCAUUAUCUUUAAUUGAAAAUAAAAAUUUUCAUACCUUUUUACACUCCUUUGACUCCCAAUAUGAACCACCUUGUGUAAACACUAUUAAAAAUGAAAUUGCAAAUAGAACUUUUUAUACUACUCAAGUUAUCAAACAAAUACUUUAUACACAAACAGAUACUAUUUUAGAAGAAUUUCAUAUGCGCAAUCUUACACUAGGUGUAAUUGAAAUGGGUGUGUAUAAAACUGCUAAUGAUAUUGUUGAAUCUAUUGAGCCAAUGCUUAAAGAAUUUGAUAUAGAUAGAAAUAAAAUCCUAAGUAUAAUAACAGAUAAUGGUUCUAAUAUCAAAACAGCUAUUACAUGA